GGGCAUGGAAACACAGACACACAGUGGAGAUUUACAUUAGAGAGCUGAAAGUGCUCCAGAGGGUAUCAAUACCAGCAGAACACACCAUCAGGUUUGAAACAGCAACAGGUCUUUGUGCUCUGAGAUGCAGGUACAUUGAGAACUCUUGUCUGUUCAGCGCUUUGUUCCUGUGGGAAUUACUGAGGGGAAACCUGCACAUCUCUCAGGAGAAACAUGAUAUGUAAGGACAGGGUUUUAGGAGCAACACCUGAGCUCAGGUGAACAGAGACAUAUAAACACAUUUAUCUAUGGAACACUGGGUCAGCACUCAUUUUGGGAGCUUUAUGAAGAACGUGUUUUUAACACAGUAUUACAUUGAUAUUGACACUGGAACAAGCACAUUGUUGUCCUGAUCUAGAGUCAGUCUAACACAUGGAUCAAGAGGAGAAGGAGUGGACUAUGCAGUCUGGAUCAGAACCAGAAGACUCGUUUGACUUCCUCUUUAAGAUUAUUCUAAUUGGAGAUUCUAAUGUGGGGAAAACCUGUGUGGUCCAGAGCUUCAAGACUGGACUCUUUUCAGAGAGGCAGCAGAACACUAUUGGAGUUGACUUCACUGUUCGAACGCUCAACAUUGAGGGCAAAAGAGUAAAGAUGCAGGUCUGGGACACGGCUGGACAGGAGCGUUUCCGCACCAUCACACAAAGCUACUACCGUAGUGCACAUGGAGCCAUGAUAACCUAUGACAUCACACGUAGAACCACGUUUGAUUCGGUCCCGCGCUGGAUCCAUGAUGUUAAACAGUUUGGAGCAGCUAAUGUACUCAUGGCUCUUAUAGGUAAUAAGUGUGACCUGGAGUCCAAGCGAGAUGUUCAUUUUGAGGAUGCGUGUAAACUAGCAGAAGAAAAAGAAAUGUUAGCAGCUUUGGAAACGUCUACGAAACAGGCUAAGAGCAUACAGGAUGCGUUUAUCCUGAUGGCACGAGAACUGCUUCUACGACAUGGAAUGAACAUGAAACAGGACGAUUUCUGUAAUGACUCCUCACAAGUCAUACUGCCAACAAAUUCCCGAGCCAUUCACGAUCAUGCUUUAUUUACACAUGAGAAGAAGACCUGUGAAUGCUAAUACACAAUAAACACACACAUUAUGUGAGAUCUGAUCCAUUAGCUCAGCUUUUUAACCACAAAGGAAAUGUGACAGUGACUGUUUUACUAUUACUCAUUUGAUCUGUUGAUCUGGAGAAAAAUCAUGUUACAAGAAUCAAUUAACCUCGUGACAAGUGUGUAUCUUAUAUAGUAAAUAUCACUGAAUCAAAAUUAGAAGAUGGCACAGAUCCAGCAAUAUUAAUUUAAAGACUAUGGGCUCUAUUUUCAUGACCACGCUUGCUGCAGUACAAUGAUGUGCACUAGAUUUAUCCAGUUUUCGUGAGAGUGCAAAUUCUAAGUGCAAUUUUUGUGCCAGCGCAAAGCACAAGUGGGUGUGGAUGGGAGUGUUUGUGAUAUUUGUGGGUGUUUGCUUGCAAAUUGUGGGUAUAUUGUAAAUGAAGUGGUGCACAUCCAGGGUUGGGGAGUAACGAAAUACAUGUAACGGGAUUACGUAUUUAAAAUACAAAAUAUAAAUAACUGUAUUCCACUACAAUUACAAUUUAAAUCAUUGGUAAUUAGAACACUGUUACAUUCAAAAAGUAUUUUGAUCACUGAAGAAAUUACUUUGCAUUUUAUUGUCAUUUGUUUCAUUUAAUAUUUAGUCCUUUCAGAUGGAAAACAUUUAUACAUAUAAAUGAUUCAUUUGAACAGCAGUGAAACACUUUCUUAUGAUGUGUUACAUUCAUACGAGCAGACAGAGAAGUACGUUUGAAGUAAGUUUGGAGCAGAAGAAACAGAAAUAAACCUUGUGUAAAUUGUCAGCUUUACGCUAAGAUGCUAUUUCUAGCCAUUUUACAUGCAUGUUACCAGACACGAUCAUAUUUUUAUUUUUUCAAGAAAAUUCACAUUGGAUCAUAAUUUCUUUUUUUCUAGUAAGAUCUUUGAUAUUAGGGCACAAAUCAUAUUCUUGAUAAUAAUUUUUUUAUUGUUUUCCUGUAAAAAUAUCUAAAAAUCCUUAAAACAAGAUCAGUUUGAUUUAUCUUGUUUUAGAAACAACACUGCACAAGAUAUUUCGGUUUUUCAGAUAAUGUAUUUUUAUCAUGUGUAUUUUGUCUUACUGUACUGGCAGAGUUUUUAUAGCCAAAACAAGUGAAAAAAUCUACCAGUGCUGAAGAAGUAAUCCAAAGUAUUUAGAAUACAUUACUGACCUUGAGUAAUCUAACGAAAUACAUUACAAAUUACAUUUUACAGCAUGUAUUCUGUAAUCUGUAGUGGAAUACAUUUCAAAAGUAACCCUCCCAACCCUGUGUGUGUGUGUGUGUGUGUGUGUGUAUGUGUGUGUAUAUAUAUAUAUAUAUAUAUAUAUAUAUAUAUAUAUAUAUAUAUAUAAUAGAUUCUACAGAGAGAUUAAUUCAUAAAAAAUGAAUUGCACUUUCCACAAAUGGAUAACAAGGUUGCAAGUCAUAUGGUUGCACAUGUAGUGUAAAUUCAGGAAUACCUGUAGUGGCAGACCAAAAACCACUUCAUGUAAAAGAUUGUCUUAAAAACCCACGUAGGUGUUCUAGGGUUAGACAUCAAAUGUCUGUAUCCCCUGUUACCAUAUGAUAUUCCCCCUAUUAAAAAAACAUGGAACAUUGCUUAAAAAUGUGAUGGCCAAGAAAUAACUUUAUUAACUUUGUUUGUUGUUCUACAUAACUAUUUUAAAUAACUAUUUAAGAAAAAAAAAACUAUUUUUAUUGUGUGACUGUGUUCAUCAUGCUCAGCAUUAAGCCCUGUUACUUAAGAACAAAUGAUUAAACAAAUAUUUAUUUUAAUUUAUGAGAACUGUAUUAAUAUACUAUUAUUAAUUAACUUUAUAACAUAAAAUUAAAUCAUUAAUGAAUGGUUUAUUUAUUAAUAACUAUAAACCAGCAUUUGGUCCCAAACUAGGGCAACAUUACUGACUGAUAGCUCAAUUAAUGUGUCUUCUAUCAUGUGAAAUGACUUUUUUAAAUGUAGCUGAAUUGUUUUUAUUUUUAUUUUUUUUAUUUUUAUUUUUAUUAUUAUUAUAAGAGAAUUUGCAUCACUGUCUACCCUAGAAUGCAUAUGUGGGUCAUAUAUGUGUUUCCUAUGGUAUUAAAUGCAUUUAACACUGGUAAUGUUUUUUGUAAUGCAUUGUUUUCAGUUUCCAUUUGUAUUAUAUGUUAAAUACCAUGUUCAUGUUUAUUUUUAUGUAUGCAAGGAUGGGAAGUUUUCAUUCAGCCGAUGCUUUAAUCCAAAGUACUUGAUAUUAUAUCUUUUACAGGGACAGUCCUCAUGGAACAGCCUGAGGUUAGAUGCCUUGUUCACGGCAAGGGCACAAUGAUAAUAGCUCCUGGAGCACUUAUUAAUGUGUUUGAACCUGCAACUUGUUUCAAUUCAGUACACCUCACCACUCUGAAUAACAACUAUAGCUACAUAGAGUGACAUAUGGUGUCAUUUGACAGUAUAGAGUACAUACGGUUGUUACUUUACAAGUUUAUCACAAACUUUUUUUUUGUAAAAAAAAAAACAAAAAAAAACAUUUUAUCCAUAUUAUUGUACUUAUAUGUACCCUAUCUGUUUGUAUAAAGUUGUAUUGACAUUUCAUAUUUUAUCACCAAACAUGCAAAUUACCCAUAUUUCUGCUAUACAGGA
Molecule: messenger RNA, 3716 nt
Organism: Myxocyprinus asiaticus (Chinese sucker)
Lineage: Eukaryota; Metazoa; Chordata; Actinopteri; Cypriniformes; Catostomidae
Product: ras-related protein Rab-19-like
Exons: 3
Coding region: 412-1101 (229 amino acids)
Cellular component (GO): Golgi apparatus; endosome
Molecular function (GO): GTP binding; GTPase activity
Source: RefSeq, a predicted model, not a curated record